This is a messenger RNA of Didymosphaeria variabile, 1062 nucleotides long. RefSeq lists its product as uncharacterized. The coding region runs from base 1 to 1062 and encodes 353 amino acids. The transcript is spliced from 3 exons. The record is from RefSeq and is a predicted model, not a curated record. NCBI's taxonomy places the organism in Eukaryota, Fungi, Ascomycota, Dothideomycetes, Pleosporales, Didymosphaeriaceae.
AUGGCACGCUCCCUACUCAUCGCGGCGGCGCUCGCGCUCGUCUCUUCUGUCACCGCGCAAUGCGGCUCCGGCGCGAACGCAAAGGUAACAGGCUCUGGUAGCUCUUUCACAGCCACCAAGGGCUCGUCUACGGUAUACACUGGCUCCGACUACCGCGCUGCUAUUCAGGCCGCUGUCGACUCCAUCAGCAGCGGCCAACGCGUCUCGGUCAUCGCAUCCGGCUCCAUCGGUGCCUCCACCAUCACAAUAAGCAGCGGCAAAAUUUUCGAAGGUUGCGGCACAAUCAACACCGCGAGCCGCGCGGGCCAUGGCGCGAUUGAAGUCCUCAACGCCUCAGGCGUGCAGAUCCCGCACCUGACGAUGACGGGGAGCCCGUACUUUGGCUUAAGAUUUUAUGGCACGAAGGAUCUCGUGCUGGGCAAGAUUACGAUGAAUCUAAGUGGCGGGCUAGGCAUUCGAUUUGAUAGAGACCAAGCUGCCAACACGAACGUUAAGAUGGACGUCAUCAAUGUUACUGGAGCAGGCAGCCACGCCCUUGAGACAUGGAACAUCGACGGUCUGACUAUAAACACGGUCAUCGCCAACAAUGUCGGUGAGUCCGGACUCCUGCUGCAGAAAACCACGAAUGCGAAAGUCGGCCUUGUAGACGGAAAUAACGUCGGAGCUGGAACCGGUUACGCUACCCUGCGCUUUGCAAACAACAACGGACAGCUCUCGUCCGGCGCGUACACUACCAACGUUGUCAUUGACAAAGUGGUCUCUCGAGGUGGCGGCCGCGGCGUGUUCUGCGUGAGUCAGUCUGGUGGUGCGACGAUUGGAACUGUAGACCUGGCCAGUAACGGCAACAAUGCUAUUUUGAUCGAAAAUUGCUACAACCUGAGGAUCAAUGGCGGGACUGUCAAUGGAGGGGGUGAAGUCAGGAUCUCGGCGAGAGACGAGUUCCCGAAUACGAAGGACAUCUGGAUUACGCUCAAGGUGGAUAAUACGAGUGUGAAGGAGAGUCCAUGUGGGGAGAAUACGAAUUGGACCCUGAGCGGGAAUGGGGCGAGAAGUAUCUGCUAA